UUUCGCUCAUUGACCGAGUUGAGCACUUCAGUUUUGGCGCGUGAGGCCAUGUUGACGGAACAGCUGUGGUUGCGUGCGAUUUAUAAAUUCCAUACCUAAUAUUUUUUGUCGUGCCGUGCUGUUGACAUCUAUUUAUUAACUAUGGCUAUGGUACAAUGUAAACAAUAUUAAUUAGUGAACUGUGAUGUGUCGAUGAAAUAGUCCGGAUCAAGUGCUUGUGUUAUACAAUGUUUUAAAAAUAACAAUGGCUUUUAGACGGGAAAGCAGUGAAGACAUUGACAUUUUGACAUUGGAGGAACGGGAGUUUCAAGUGAAAUGGAACAGGUUUUCGGACUGGCUGCACUGUAUUUGUGUGGUGACUUUCGACCUUGAGCUCGGCCAGGCGAUGGAAAGCGUUUAUCCGCCUGGUGUGACGUUAUCCGACCAGGAGAAAUGCAACAUUUGUUACUUAGCUUUCCCAGACUCGAACUCGGGUUGCAUGGGCGACACACAGUUUCACGUAAGGCUGCGGUCCCUCGCUCCACUUACUCGCCAGCAAUUGCGAUAUAACGAGGAAAGUGUGCCAACGCUGCGCGCUGAUUCCACGCACUAUUGGGGCUUCGUGUAUUUCCGUCAAGUUAAAGACCCCUCGUUACCGCGCGGAUAUUUCCAAAAAAGCAUCAUUUUACUAACACGGCUGCCAUUUAUCAACUUGUACUACAAGGUCAUACAAUUGAUUGCACCAAAACAUUUUGAAGACGGUGAGAGCAGUUUAGAAGCUGCAUGCCAUGAUAUAAACAGAUGGCCGGUACUUGAUGCUGGUCAGAAUAUGCUGUUGCCAGUUCUCGGAACAGUUUUUCAGUCAUACAUUCCUAAUCAGCAGACGGGAAAAGUUAUUCGGUCAGAUAUAAUAAAGCAAAUACAUUCUCCAAAUGUUCCUCACAUAAUUGCUUCGAUUCAGGAUGUUAAUGUAUUUGAUGCUUUAGCCGGUGUUAUAUCUCAUUUACAUUUAUUAUGGGAGCUUGUGCUGACAGCUGAACCAAUAGUGGUGAUGGCGAGUUCACCGACAGAGUGCUCAGCUCUUGUGCAAGCACUGACAUACCUCAUCCAGCCAUUACCAUUUGCAGCAGAAUAUAGACCUUAUUUCACAAUACAUGAUAGUGAAUUCAAAGAGUUUACCCGUAAGCAAUACAAUCCUCCUUGCAUAAUAUUGGGUGUGACCAAUCCAUUCUUUACAAAAACAUUACAACACUGGCCUCACACUAUCAAAUUAGGUGACUCAGCUUCAAUCAAAACUAAACUAAGAAAGGUUGGUAGUAUAAAGCACUUAGAUACAGCUCCUGGUGUUUAUACUCAGUACAAGCCAUUUUUAGAAAAAGAUAAGGCAAUAAUAAAGAAACUACACAAUGGUAUGAAGACUGACCGACCAUCCGAGGUACAGACUGCAAUGGUGAAAAGACAUCUGUUGGAAUUGACACAGAGUUUCAUGAUUCCAUUAGAAAGAUAUAUGGCAUCAUUGAUGCCAUUACAGAAAAAUAUAUCACCUUACCGUGCACCACCUAUCCCAAAUCCAUUCAACCCUGAAGAUUUUUUUGCCACUUUACAGCAAGCAGGACCUCAUUUGACGACAGGGAUUAAAGGUGAUUGGAUAGGUCUUUAUAGGAACUUUUUCAGAACCCCUAAUUUUGGGGCUUGGUUUCACGAACGGCAUAGUAAAUUGACAAAUAAACUACAUGCUUUGCAGCUAGAGGCUUUAGCUGAAAGUGAUUUAAAGAGGUGGUCCAUUGGUAAGAAGGAGGUUGAAAUAGUUGACAUGGUUCUAAAACUUAGAGAAGUUCUGAAGAGUGAUCCACCGGUGGCAGACAAUACUAGAACAUUAUUAGCCCGCAGGUUAGAAGACUUAAAUUGUGUUUUACCUGAUGAUAUGAAGUCAAUAUUAAAUGCUAAAUCGUGACAUACAAAUUGCUGCACCUCAGGACUGAGAGGCUGCAGCGUUGACUGCAAAAUUCAGCUAAAAAGUACUCACAAUAGGACUAUUGCUUGUAUGUAAACUUAUAGCCAAAUCAAUUAAAUUUACAAUUUAUUUUCGUACACAUUAUAUUAUCAUUUAGCAAUGGUACACAGAUAUAUACUAUUUUUUAAAAUUUUAAUUGCUUAAGGCAAAGCAUUAGCUAAUGAUAUUGCAAGAUAUACAUGAGUAUGUUGUGUAAAUAAUCUCAAUUCAAUACUUACUUAAAUUUUAACAUAAUUAUACUAGGUGGAGACCUUAGAAGUAAUGUACCUACACCAUUAUUGUUCAAUAAAUGGAUGCUCCUAAAGUAGGAGCUAUUUAAAGGCUUCCUAAUAACAGUAACCAUUCUUACCUUAGUUAAUUAGUUUAAUCUCUAUACCAGCAAAGGAAAUAAGUUAGUUGUUUUACGCCCUUAUCCAAUAAUAUCAAUAAAAUCCAUUUUGUUUAACUUUUUUGAAGUAAUAUAGCACCUAUAGUUUAGCUGCUAUUCAAAUGUUAAAGAAUAUUCUAUGUAUAUUUGCUUUUUAUUUGCGAUAUUUUUAAUCUUAAAUCUUCUAUCGAUGAGACUGUUUAGAUC
Messenger RNA from Pararge aegeria (speckled wood butterfly), 2567 nucleotides. RefSeq names its product protein DENND6A. The transcript has a single exon. Gene Ontology annotation, cellular component: recycling endosome. NCBI's taxonomy places the organism in Eukaryota, Metazoa, Arthropoda, Insecta, Lepidoptera, Nymphalidae. Gene Ontology annotation, molecular function: guanyl-nucleotide exchange factor activity. The record is from RefSeq and is a predicted model, not a curated record. The coding region runs from base 245 to 1933 and encodes 562 amino acids.